CAGUACAAAGAGCAGAGGUUACUGAGACACCCAGAAACUGAAAACAUAGUCACAGAGAGGAAGUAUCACACAUGGAAACUUGUCUGUGUCAGAUCUCAGGCUGUCAGAGCGGGGGCCGGGGGCUCAGAGAGCUGAUACAAUGUCACUGAGUACAACCUCACAGGUAAGAGCUGGAAUACAGCAAGGGGCAGGAAAUCAGAGGGGUAAUAAUACAUAAACAUCGCCUUACUGAAAGCUGAACAGGCUAAAUAUUCAAACUGCCAAGAAAGUUAAAGAAUUCUCUGAAUUAGCCGCUCUUCAUUUAAUUUUGCCAUUCCAAUAUUAAUCCACUGCAAUUCGGAGUUUAGUGAAUAAACCUCUUUAGUAGCUCCAUUUGUUUCUGAUUAUUGACCUAACAUGCAUUUCAUCACAUGAUAUGAUUGUCUGAUCUCCGUCUGGGAUCUCUGUCUUUUCAAUCUCUCAGCUCCCCAUUACUAUUCUCAAGGCUGUAGUUACUAGACCCUGUAUUAAAGAGAAUUGAAAUGGAUAUAGAAAAUAAUAAUUCUCUUCACUAUACUCACAGUUUAUAUAUUGUAACCUACAUUUUGCCAUUUGCUACAGCUUAGAGUUUACUGAAUAACCCUGUCUGUCUCAGCUGUCUCUCUCUGUCUCACGACUCUCAGCGGGCUCUAUCUGUAUCUCUGUCUCACGACUCUCAGCUGUCUCUCUCUCUGUCUCACAACUCUCAGCUGUCUCUCUCUCUGUAUCUUUGUCUCACAACUCUCAGCUGUCCCUAUCUCGGUCUCACAACUCUCAGGUGGCUCUCGCUCUGUAUCUCUGUCUCACAACUCUCAACUGCUUCUCUCUCUGUAUCUCUGUCUCACAUCUCUCAGCUGCUUCUCUCUCUGUAUCUCUGUCUCACAACUCUCAGCUGCUUCUCUCUCUGUAUCUCUGUCUCACAACUUUCAGCUGGCUCUCUCUCUGUAUCUCUGUCUCACAACUUUCAGCUGGCUCUCUCUCUCUAUCUCUGUCUCACAACUCUCAGCUGGCUGUCUCUCUCUGUAUCUCUGUCUAACAACUCUCAGCUUUCUCUGUAUCUCUGUCUCACAACUCUUUGCUUCUCUCUCUGUAUCUCUGUCUCACAACUUUCAGCUGGCUCUCUCUCUGUAUCUCUGUCUCACAACUCUCAGCUGGCUGUCUCUCUCUGUAUCUCUGUCUAACAACUCUCAGCUUUCUCUGUAUCUCUGUCUCACAAUUCUCAGGUUGCUCUCUACAUCUCCUCUGUUGUGUCACUGGUCUCUCUGGAUAUCUCCUGUCUUCCUGUCCUCUAACUCACUCAUAACGCUUGACUGUCUCUAAUUCUCCAUAUGUCUUUUUUCAUAUCUCAGUUCCUUGAUGUCUUUCUGCAUCUCAUUGUCUCAUGUUUUAUCACAUCUUAGUGAUGUAUCAGGGUUAUUUACUAAAGUGAGAAUUCAAAUUUACACCAGAGUAGCUAAACUGAAAGCUUAGUUGACUUAGAAAAUUUAUUUAAUUUGGCUAUUUUCACCUUAAAUUUUGAAAUUCACUUAGAAUUCACCUUGAAUCCUCAUUUUAGUGAAUAACCUGGUGUAUCUUCCCUUGCUCUCCAUCCGAGCUGUCUGCUCUGCACCCCUCUCUAUCCGAGCUGCCUGCGCGGCGCCCCUCUCCAUCCAGGCUGCCUCCGCGGCGCCCCUCUCCAUCCGAGCUGCCUGCUUGGCGCCCCUCUCCAUCCGAGCUGCCUGCUUGGCGCCCCUCUCCUUCCGAGCUGUCUCUGAGUAUUGCCUUUCUCUUUCAGAGCUAUCUCUGAGUAUUCUAUGUCAGGAUCUCUCCUUUCUAUCUGAGUUUUGUCUUGGCAUUACCCCUCUCGGAGUUAUUCACUAAAGUGAGAAUUCAAAGUGAAUUUCAAAUUUAGCCUCUUAAGGACCAAACUUCUGGAAUAAAAGGGAAUCAUGACAUGUCACACAUGUCAUGUGUCCUUAAGGGGCUAAGGUCAAAAUAGUUCAACUGGAAAACUUCUCAAACUCUGUUAUGUUUUCAGUUCAGCUACUCUGGCCUUAUGUUUGAUAUUCACUGUGAAUUCCCACUUUAGUACUUAACCCUGUCUGUAUUGGACUCUCUGUAUAGCCCACCUCCCUCUCACAACCCUUGCUUUGGAUGCACUUAGCUGUACUCUCUAUUUCUCUGCUAAGGGCAGGGAAUCUGUCAAUGCUGCCACCUGUGUUUAUUUGCAUGGCAUUCUCAAAAUAGAUCAGAAUUAAUCAGAGCCGUUGUACAUGGAGCAAGAUUUUUUUUUUUUUUUUUUCACACCAUGGUGUGGACAUGAUGUACAGCACUUUAUCUGAUCUCAUCAGAACUUUCCUCUAUUGGAAUCCAUACUGAUAAAUGGCAGUGAAUGCCUGGCGCAUUCUGCUGUGCCAUAAUUAUGCAUUAAUUAACGAUACACCCUAUUCCCAGUACAAUUCUACACUUUGCUGUGUACAGCCUUGCUAUGCACACUGACAGACUUUGCUAUAUGGAUACAUGUUACUCUAGAUGCUAAUUCUCUGUGCAGUACACACUAUUUCUCUACACAUUGACACACUUUAUUGUGCCCGGAGUUAUGUUGGUUUACACACUGCAAUACUUUGCUAUGGACCCUCCACAUAUCAUUGUGCACUGACCCUACAUGGUUUGUUUUUAAUUUGUAUUUUUUUUUCUUUUUCUUUCUAGGUCUUUAUUGUAACAAAUGGCUCUAACGCCUCUCUGGGCAGUUGUAACAAUCAAUCUACUCUGGAUAAUUGUAGUGAUCAAUCUGUGAUGUCCUCUCACACACUGCUUCUGGUGGGAUACAGUCUUCUAAUGCCAGUCGGGGUGAUAUUGAAUGGAAUGUCCCUGUUUGUUUUCUUCCGCUGGCUCAGGCCAUUGACUGUGGUUGGAAUCUUCAUGUGCAACCUGGCUCUCAGUGACCUACUCUUCUCCCUGUCUCUUCCAUUCAGGAUCUUCUAUUAUGCUGAACACCAAUGGCCUUUCGGAGUAUUCCUCUGUCGUUUUUCUGGCUCCAUGUUUCACAUCAAUAUGUAUGGCAGCUGUUUGUUCCUGCUCUGCAUUAACGUGGAUCGUUACUUUGCUAUAGUACACCCUUUGCGCUUCCGCCAUUUCCGCCGACGCAAAGUGGCUCGUUUGACUUGCCUGGCAGUAUGGUUUGUCAUUGUAAGUGGGUCAGUGCCUGCGGCUAUUGUUCACACCUCAUCCGACUGUAUGAAUGGAGAUAAAGUGGUCCAUCGCUGUUUUGAGGCUUUCCUCAGCUGGCAUGGUACAGUCUUUCCCCUGAUGUUGGUGGCAGAGGUAAUUGGGUUCUUAUUGCCCUUGGGGGCAGUGUUAUAUAGCUCUUGCCAUGUGUUUUGGGAGCUCUGCAGAGAUCAGAUAGGAGGUCGACGACGGCACAAGAAGACAAUUAGGCUGCUCAUUGUAAACCUUGGAAUAUUUAUCUUUUGCUUUGUUCCUUAUAACACAGUGCUUGUGGCAUAUGGGCUUCUGAGAGCAAAAGUGAUUGUAGAUCAUUUCAGUGUAUUGCCAGUAAUGAAACAAACACUUUCUGUUACUGUUCUGCUUGCCAGUACAAACUGUGCUCUUGACCCAAUGAUUUAUUAUUUCAGCACUGAUGGCUUCCAAAAUACUCUACGCCAUCUUAGUGGGAAGGGAAGAGACUCUGGGGUUGUGGUGUCAUCCAGCAAGAACACACAAAAUACUUUGGUCUCCACCAAUGCAAACUCCAGCAUUGACACUGAAAAAAAGGAUAUGAAAGAGGGCACAUGUACUAUCAGGGAGAGGGAAGUCAAUGGCAAAGAAAGAAAAAGAUUGAUAGAAGAAUCUGAGAUAUGAACAAUGGUGUCUUGAAGCAAAGAGUGUGGACACAAUUUGGCCAUAAAGUAGGAAGUAAAACUGAGUGUCUCAGGGCACAGGUUGAAGUUUCAUAAUAAACCACGAGAGAGAGAGAGAGAGAGAGAGAGAGAGAGAGAGAGAAAAUAUGUGAGGACCUUGAAUUUAAGGAGAAAUGGGGAAAUGUAUGGAGUUUGUUGUGAGAAGCAAUGAAAAGUAAAGGUAAAGAAUUAGGAUUCCACGAGAAUGAAGCGAGAAAUUGGGUGGAAGAGUCGAGAUUAACAAAACGUUUAGAAAAACUGAACAGUGUGUGGAACAAAAGACUAGUCAGAGGAUUGUAAAUUGGCAAAUGCAAAAAUGAUAUAAAAUGAACUAGUGAAAAUGUGAGACAUUGAGAUUAGCAGUAAGGUUAGGAAGUAGAACAUAUGGCAUUGGGAAUCAGAGAUUGGGAGGAAAGUGGCAAGUGAAAGAGUGAGACUCAGAGAUUUUCAGGGAGGUUAGGAAAUUGGUUAGAGAUUAUAAGGAAAGUAGGAUAUUAAGUAGUUGGGCACAAUAGGCUUUCGGUGAUUGGAAACAAAGUAUGCUAAACCAGCAAAUAUGAUUGUUAUAUUGUAGUUGCCACCACAAAACAUACUUAAUGCAACGUAAUACCAUGCGGAGGAAAAAAAACAUAGCAAUAGCAACAAACUGUAAAUCUAUGGCAUCUAUCAGGAAAGUUUAGAAGGACACACACAGCAAUUUAAGAAUAUUUGGUCCUUGCAUAGAUUAUGAUGCAAUUAGCCUGCUGUUCCUGUCUCAUUUAAUUUGGGUGUAGCUGUAGCAGUUUACAAAAAUUCCUAAACCUACAUGCCCACUUCCUGCUUGAUGGCUUAAUCACUCACUACCCCCACAUAAAUUCAGUCCAGCAUAUGUGCGUAUAGAGCCAUGCGGUUUCAUUUAUGUGCUUCCAUACCUGGGACAGCUGUAUUAAAUCUUGAAUAAACCGUUGCUGAUCACAAGUGUGUAGUAUGUCCAUAGAGCUGCCACAAAUAAGAAUUAGAAUUGGCUGAGAAAACUGACAUUUACUGGUCAUUGCAAAAGAGGAAAGUGAUCAUUAAUUGUAUUUAAAAAAACAAAACAAAAUUGAAUGCAUCUUCUUAAUGUGUUUAAAACGGGGGCAUUAACUCAAUCAUGACUCCUCAACCUGCUGUAAUGUAAGAAAAGGAGCAAUAACUCUCCCUACAGCAAUGUCACCUUGCCUAACUUAUCAGUGUCAUGUGUUCGAGCUAAAAGAAUAAACAUGAGUGAGAUCAUUAUAAUAAAACCAGAACCUUUCUUAAAAAGAUCCAAAGUAAGAAAAUAAUCCAAAAGCCCGAAAGAAUAUCAGGGGCUAGUGAAUAUUCUCUAAAUGGUGCCUACAGUCAAACUCCUGGAAGGAGGGGAUAACCCUCAAAUUAGUACAAAUAGGGAACCUUUAAUAGGAGGGGGACCUAAAUAUUAUUUAGGUCCCCCUACUAUUGAGGGUUUCCUAUCUUUGUGCCUUUUAAAAAGAUACCAAAUAUAUUUUUAAAACUCUUUCAUAAUUGCUCAUUAAAGCGUGAAUUGUUGGGAUUUCACCAGGCCUUUGGAAAUUUUAAGUUUAUGUUUUUCCAUCUUUUUGGGAGUCUUUGCAUAUUUUGGUGUGGUGGCUCGGGGAUUGCAAGUGGAGGUGAAUUUUACUUACCUGAUGCUGUGUCCUGUAAGCACCACCAUCUUCAAUCUUCAGCUCAUGGUACUUCACCAGACAGGUCCACGUUUGUGCUAUACACAUGUGAGACUGCAUCAGCCUCCGUAGAUAGUCUUGUCAUGAGCUAGCAACGGCUAUGGAAAGUCAUGAACCCCGAAGGCAGUAGCUCUGCCUUUUGUCGGGUUUUGUCAACUUGAGUAUUUACCAUAAGACAAUGUAGUGAUAUAUUUUGACUACAGUGGAAUUUCCAAUGAAAUUCCAGCAUAGUCUUUAUGAGUUUUUUUU
Pelobates cultripes (western spadefoot toad) is the source of this 5845-nucleotide messenger RNA. The record is from the annotation of a GenBank genome assembly. Lineage: Eukaryota; Metazoa; Chordata; Amphibia; Anura; Pelobatidae.